Messenger RNA from Raphanus sativus (radish), 655 nucleotides. RefSeq names its product histone H2B.10. The record is from RefSeq and is a predicted model, not a curated record. Gene Ontology annotation, cellular component: nucleosome. Gene Ontology annotation, molecular function: DNA binding; protein heterodimerization activity; structural constituent of chromatin. Bases 82 to 513 code for a protein of 143 amino acids. The transcript has a single exon. NCBI's taxonomy places the organism in Eukaryota, Viridiplantae, Streptophyta, Magnoliopsida, Brassicales, Brassicaceae. Gene Ontology annotation, biological process: nucleosome assembly.
CAGAGAGAGUAACGAAGAGACAACAACAAACCUUCACAAAAGAAAAACAAAUCUCACCUCCUUCAAACAAGUAUCGCAGCAAUGGCCAAGGCUGAUAAGAAACCAGCAGAGAAGAAACCUGCGGCGGAAACCACCACCACCGCGGCGGCAGAGAAGAAGCCAAAAGCAGGGAAGAAGCUACCGAAGGACCCCUCCGCCGUGGCCGGAGACAAGAAGAAGAAGCGCACGAAGAAGAGCGUGGAGACGUACAAGAUCUACAUCUUCAAGGUGCUGAAGCAGGUCCACCCGGAUAUCGGGAUCUCGAGCAAGGCCAUGGGGAUCAUGAACAGCUUCAUCAACGACAUCUUCGAGAAGCUCGCCGGAGAGUCUUCCAAGCUCGCGAGGUACAACAAGAAGCCGACGAUUACUUCCAGGGAGAUUCAGACGGCGGUGAGGCUCGUGUUGCCUGGUGAGUUGGCGAAACACGCUGUCUCGGAAGGUACCAAGGCGGUGACCAAGUUCACGAGCUCUUAGAUCUGUGGAGAGAUUUGUAAUGGUUUUCACUAGCGGUCUUUUGUUUUAAAUCUUUUGGUUUAUUUUAUUAGGUCUUGUACUUUGGGAAAUUAGUCUUUUUUCUCGUAAUGAAAGAAAUAUAUGAAGUUCUACUUUGUUUAAA